Soboliphyme baturini is the source of this 419-nucleotide messenger RNA. The record is from the annotation of a GenBank genome assembly. NCBI's taxonomy places the organism in Eukaryota, Metazoa, Nematoda, Enoplea, Dioctophymatida, Soboliphymatidae.
GCAUGGCCAAACGUCGAUAGUCCAUCGUCGAUGUCUUCGAAAAGUCGUCUGGUGGCCAGUUUCGUAUGUCCUCCAACAGGCGAGGAAUUGAACAUGGCGUACGCCCCGUCGAUUGUAAUGGCGCUGAAGGAACUUCAGGAUAACCUCGAUACCUCAAAGCCAGAAUCACUUCCGUACGACCAUGAAAAGCGACAGUGUGACGAUUCAUAUGACGUUGAACGAGAACUGAAAGCACUUAACUUCAUUUUGAAUAUGUUUCGAGACCUCGGCGUGCCUCAGAGCGCCCUAAGCCUGUUUCACUGUAUGAUUAGCAAUGGCAACGACACCGAUCUGUACCAGUACGUCGGCACGAGCUCGGUAAAGCGUCGGCGAUUUCUGGAGAGGAGGAAACACAUUUUUCUGCUAGGUAAUGCGUGAGU